AUAAUCGUUGUCAGAUUGUUUAAUUACAGACCUGUGUCCUCGUGCAUUUUACGGCUUAUGCUUGGGCAGUUCCUGUUGACAGGUUUUCAGUUUAGCCGCUUUCCCUGGUGGAAGCAUGCGCAGUCUUUUAAGCGAUUCCCUUCUAAAAGCGUCAUAGGAGUAGCCCGCGUUAUUGCAGGUUAAACGCGCCCACUUGAGUGAUUGUGACUGUUUUUUUUUGGUUUGCCGAACUAUUUUGCUUUGUACACACUGCUGAUGUAGCGCGGGCUUAGUCGCGUGCUUAUUUACCUUCAGUGCGCAGUUGGAGCGUCUCGCAGCGCCUUUUUGACGUAGUGCACAUGGAAGGGGGGAGGGGAGGGUCGGUUUAAUCACGUCAAUGUAUCGGUGUCUGGCGAGAACGAUCAGGAUUGAGCUUUGAUUGCAGAUACGGCCUCUCCUUCCACAAGUUCCGUGCUGGAAGGUGUUCAAGUCCUGGAGGGAAAUGCCAGCGGUUUUUUCUGUAAACGGCGACGGGUUCUGUCCAGGCCUCUGAUGGGGCUGACGGAAUCUGGAGCAAAAAGGCGCGUAAUUUUGGUGAGCAACAGGUUAUCAACGAGGGCGCCCCUCCUUGUUUUUUUUUUGUUGGUGAAAGUCACAUGAGACAGUCGCUUAAGACAGACCCUGUCUUUGACAGGUGUCACGUUAUCUCGCCUCUACGUUUGUCUACUCUGAUGUCGGCCUACAUCAUUUGCACGUGCCAGCACCGCACGGAAUCUCCGGAGUAGUGCCAGCUGUUGGGUGAUCUAUGCCAGCAAUUAUGACAAUGUUAGCAGACCAUGCAGCUCGUCAGCUGCUGGACUUUAGCCAGAAACUGGAUAUCAACUUGUUGGACAGUGUGGUGAAUUGCUUGUAUCAUGGUGAAGGCCCACAGCAACGAAUGGCCCAAGAGGUGUUAACUCAUUUGAAAGAACAUCCAGAUGCUUGGACAAGAGUUGAUACAAUUCUGGAAUUUUCCCAAAAUAUGAACACCAAAUAUUAUGCACUGCAGAUUUUGGAAACUGUUAUUAAAACCAGAUGGAAGAUUCUUCCCAGAAACCAGUGUGAAGGAAUCAAGAAGUAUGUGGUUGGGCUCAUUAUUAAAACUUCUUCUGAUGCAGCAAAUGUUGAGAAAGAAAAAGUAUAUAUUGGAAAACUGAACAUGAUUCUUGUGCAGAUUCUUAAACAAGAAUGGCCUAAACAUUGGCCAACCUUUAUAAGUGACAUCGUUGGAGCAAGUAGGACCAGUGAAAGUCUCUGUCAGAACAACAUGAUCAUUCUGAAGUUGUUAAGUGAAGAAGUUUUUGAUUUCUCUAGUGGUCAGAUGACUCAAGUGAAAGCAAAGCAUUUAAAAGACAGCAUGUGUAAUGAAUUUUCACAAAUAUUCCAGUUAUGCCAGUUUGUAAUGGAGAACUCUCAGAAUGCCCCUCUUGUUCAUGCAACUCUAGAAACAUUACUAAGAUUCCUAAAUUGGAUUCCGCUUGGCUAUAUAUUUGAAACAAAACUGAUCAGUACACUUGUAUAUAAGUUCUUAAAUGUACCUAUGUUCAGAAAUGUCACUUUGAAGUGUCUGACUGAGAUUGCUGGUGUGAGUGUCAGUCAGUAUGAAGAACAGUUUGUUACUCUCUUCACCUUGACAAUGAUGCAGCUAAAACAGAUGCUUCCCCUUAAUACUAAUAUCCGACUUGCUUACUCAAAUGGAAAGGAUGAUGAGCAAAAUUUUAUUCAAAACCUCAGUUUAUUUCUAUGUACAUUUUUAAAAGAACAUGGUCAACUCAUAGAAAAAAGAUUAAGUCUUCGAGAGACACUGAUGGAAGCUCUUCAUUACAUGCUGUUGGUCUCUGAAGUAGAAGAAACUGAAAUAUUUAAGAUUUGUCUGGAAUACUGGAAUCAUUUGGCAGCAGAGCUCUAUAGGGAGAGUCCAUUUUCAACAACGGCCUCACCAUUGCUGUCUGGAACUCAACAUUUUGAUGUACCACCAAGAAGGCAACUAUAUUUACCAGUACUGUCUAAAGUGCGUCUGCUUAUGGUAAGUCGAAUGGCCAAACCAGAAGAAGUAUUAGUUGUUGAAAAUGACCAAGGAGAGGUUGUAAGAGAGUUUAUGAAGGAUACAGAUUCAAUCAACUUGUAUAAGAACAUGAGGGAAACGCUUGUAUACCUGACACAUUUGGACUAUGCAGAUACAGAACGUAUUAUGACAGAAAAGCUGCAUAACCAGGUGAAUGGUACAGAGUGGUCUUGGAAAAAUCUGAAUACUCUCUGUUGGGCUAUUGGCUCAAUAAGUGGAGCGAUGCAUGAAGAGGAUGAAAAGAGGUUCCUUGUUACAGUUAUAAAGGAUCUUUUGGGACUGUGUGAGCAGAAGAGAGGGAAAGACAACAAAGCAAUUAUUGCUUCAAAUAUAAUGUAUAUUGUAGGUCAAUAUCCAAGGUUUCUUAGAGCGCACUGGAAGUUUCUUAAAACAGUAGUCAACAAGCUCUUUGAAUUUAUGCAUGAGACCCACGAUGGUGUUCAGGAUAUGGCUUGUGAUACAUUUAUUAAAAUUGCCCAGAAAUGUCGUAGACACUUUGUGCAGGUACAAGUGGGAGAAGUGAUGCCUUUCAUUGAUGAAAUUUUGAAUAACAUCAACACAAUCAUAUGUGAUCUUCAGCCACAGCAAGUUCAUACAUUCUAUGAAGCUGUUGGUUAUAUGAUUGGUGCACAGACUGACCAAGCUGUACAGGAACACUUGAUAGAAAAAUACAUGCUUCUACCUAAUCAAGUAUGGGACAGCAUUAUACAGCAAGCAACAAAAAAUGUGGAUAUUCUGAAAGACCCAGAAACAGUGAAGCAGCUUGGAAGUAUCCUCAAAACGAAUGUCCGGGCAUGUAAAGCUGUUGGACAUCCUUUUGUAAUUCAGCUUGGCCGGAUCUACUUGGAUAUGCUUAAUGUAUACAAGUGCCUCAGUGAAAAUAUUUCAGCUGCUAUUCAGACAAAUGGUGAAAUGGUUACCAAGCAACCAUUAAUAAGAAGUAUGCGAACAGUAAAAAGAGAAACUCUGAAACUGAUAUCUGGAUGGGUGAGCAGGUCUAAUGAUCCUCAAAUGGUUGCAGAAAAUUUUGUGCCACCACUUUUAGAUGCUGUGCUUAUUGAUUAUCAGAGGAAUGUACCAGCAGCCAGAGAACCAGAAGUGCUCAGUACUAUGGCCACAAUUGUGAACAAGUUAGGUGGUCAUAUUACAGCUGAAAUUCCACAGAUAUUUGACGCAGUCUUUGAAUGCACUUUAAAUAUGAUUAACAAGGAUUUCGAGGAAUAUCCAGAGCAUCGAACAAAUUUCUUUUUAUUGUUACAAGCUGUCAAUUCACACUGUUUCCCGGCAUUCCUGGCUAUUCCUCCUGCACAGUUUAAGUUGGUUUUGGAUUCUAUAAUCUGGGCAUUCAAACACACAAUGAGGAAUGUUGCUGACACUGGUCUACAGAUACUUUAUACCUUACUUCAGAAUGUUGCUCAGGAGGAGGCUGCUGCUCAGAGCUUCUACCAGACUUAUUUCUGUGACAUCCUUCAGCAUAUCUUCUCUGUAGUAACGGAUACCUCCCAUACGGCUGGUCUAACAAUGCAUGCGUCAAUUCUUGCUUACAUGUUUAACUUGGUAGAAGAAGGUAAAAUUAACGCCAGCCUGAAUCCAGCAAAUCCAGUUAACAACCAGAUAUUUACUCAGGAAUAUGUGGCCAACCUUUUGAAAUCUGCCUUCCCACAUUUGCAAGAUGCGCAAGUUAAAGUUUUUGUAACAGGAUUAUUCAGCUUAAAUCAAGACAUACCUGCUUUCAAAGAGCAUUUAAGGGACUUUCUUGUGCAAAUUAAGGAGUUUGCUGGUGAAGACACAUCUGACCUCUUCUUGGAAGAAAGAGAAGCUUCCCUACGACAAGCGCAGGAAGAAAAACACAAGUUACAGAUGUCUGUGCCUGGAAUAUUAAAUCCACACGAAAUUCCAGAAGAAAUGUGUGAUUGAAAAAUCAUAUACCAAGCCAAGUUUUGUCAGAUUACUUCUAAAUUGUUCGCGUUCAGAAGUGAACUGCACUUGGGUAUUUGUUGACCAAAACAAUGCCAAUAUGUAAAUUAUACUGUGUCACAUAGUGGCCCUUUUUACUUAGUAUGCGUUUUGUAUGAAAACUUUCUUGUGUAAUAUCUUUCCAUUGUUAAAGCUUAUGUUUGGUCAUCUUAAUUUAGAUCUGCAUGAGGUUGUAAGAAAUAAAGCAUUUUAAAUUUCUUGCCCAUUUUUAUUUUUUUAGGCAAGAGAAGCUAUUGUGUAAACUUGUAUGUGUAAAGGCCUCUGCAAAAUGGCUUCUAAAACUAUUCUAUUGCUGAUAACCAAUUUUUGGUGGGAUACUACAGAUGUAUCGCACAGUCUUGAAGAAUCAAUGCAAGGAAGUGUGGGUUAAAGAUGCUGCUUUUUUGUCAACAGUGUAGAGUUAGGUUUGGUUUGAAUGGUUGUUCUUGACUAAAUUACCAUUGAUUUUCUUGCUAGACACAUUUUUUUGCAGCAGGAUUAUGUGCAUAUCAUCCCAUUGUAAAGCAUCGUUAAAAGCUCGGGAACACAACAGUUGAGUUAUUUUUAUUUUUUUGUGCGUGUUUGGGGGUGUGUGUGUGUGUGUGCGCUGUCGCGUUGUCGACAACAGCUUUUGUUUUCCUCAAUGAGGAGUGUUGCUCAUUUGUGAGCCUUCAUUAAUUCGAAGUGAAAGUGGUUAAAAAUAUUUAUCAAUUAGCAUAGGCCGCAUCUUUAUAACAACUCAUGUUAAUUCUGAUGGCUUUUGAGAUGACUUGUACUAAUUUACAUUGUUUACCAUGCUGUAGUGCUUCAAGAACACUACUUAAGAGCAAAAUAAACUUGGUUUACAUUUAAUUUUG
This is a messenger RNA of Polypterus senegalus (gray bichir), 4896 nucleotides long. Its product is annotated as exportin-1. The transcript has 25 exons. Gene Ontology annotation, molecular function: small GTPase binding; nuclear export signal receptor activity. Gene Ontology annotation, cellular component: cytoplasm; nucleus. The record is from RefSeq and is a predicted model, not a curated record. Lineage: Eukaryota; Metazoa; Chordata; Cladistia; Polypteriformes; Polypteridae. Gene Ontology annotation, biological process: protein export from nucleus; ribosomal small subunit export from nucleus; ribosomal large subunit export from nucleus. The coding region runs from base 785 to 4000 and encodes 1071 amino acids.